CUCGAAUAAGAACAGAGCUCCCUGGAAAAAUUUCCUUCAGAAAACUGCGGAUAAAUUAAAAAAAUUUUGCCUCAUUUUGAUCAUUCGACACCACGAACUAUAAAAAAGAUGACAAAUUUUACUUUUGGCAUUUCCCUCCUACUUGUAGUUAUCUAUGGAUCUAUACAAAUGAGUCAUUCUUUGUGCUGUGAUAAAAUCAAAAGAUUGGUUGAUUCAAAAAUGGAUGCUUAUCAAGUACUGUGUAAGAAAAAUUCGUCACUUUCUCCUGAUUGCUGUGAUGACAUCAAAACAGAAGUUAAAUCAUAUGAAAGGUCGUAUGCAUCAUUAUGCUUAAACAGAACUGACGUUGAGUUCCGUCAAUUCAAUGCAAUAUUUACAAAUCUUGGAGCCUCUGGUCGCCAUGGUCCAACAUCAAUUGGUCAAUUUUACAAUGGUCAGGAUCACGAAAAUAUGGUAACCGUAUCGAAAGGUAUCCAGUAUUGGACAGUGCCUGGAACUUAUGAAAUUACAGCUGUUGGUGCAAUAGGUGGUGAUGAUAAGUAUGGCUCUGCUUAUAGAGGUCGUGGAGCUUACAUGAAAGGAGACUUUAAAAUAAAGAAAGGAGAAAUUAUUAAAAUUCUGGUUGGGCAAGAAGCACCCCUCAAUACUCAAAGCCAAAGUGCAGGAGGAGGUGGAGGUUCUUUUGUUGUUAGGAACAACAAUGCUCCACUACUUGUUGCUGGAGGUGGUGGCGGUAUAGAAAGACUGAACAAACGUUUAGAUAACUGUGAUGCGAGCACUAAAACAUCUGGAAAAAAUAAUAAAUGUGUCACACCUUGCAGAAAUUGGGCUGGAGGAGUAAAUGGGCAAGGAGCAAAGCAAGCUGAUUCAGAAAAUUCAGGUGGUGGUGGAGGUGGAUUUUACAGCAAUGGAGAGAUAAACAGUUUGGGAAAGUAUGGAAAUGGAGGAGAAGGAGGUUUUGCUUUUAUAAUUGGAGGAGCAGGAGGACGUGCCUGGUAUAACAAUGCUGUUGGUGGAUUUGGAGGUGGUGGUGGAGCAUAUGGUAAUGGUGGAGGAGCAGGUGGAGGAGGUGGUUACUCAGGUGGAGCAUCGGGAGAAAAUGUGUCCGGAUCUUGUGCUGGUGGUGGUGGAUCUUAUAAUGCAGGAAAAAAUCAAGUGAACAAGUCAGCCUUUAAUGACAAAGGAGACGGAUAUGUCAUUAUCACUCGAAAGAGAUAGAUUAUAUCAUCUUAAAGUUGUGUAUUUUUUGGAAAAACCUUUUAGUAUCUUGUUGUAUAAUUUAGAACUGUUCAAAACAACAUUUUUCAAAAUAAUUGUAUGCCUAUCUGUUAAGACACAAAUUGUGGUAGUCAACGUGAAUCAGCGCGAUAUUUACCUAUAUCUAUAAAUACGAGUAAAAUUUUACGUAGUGGCAACAUUGUUGUCAAACUACAAUUUUUAUGUAAUAAGACUUCAUAGUUGCA
Messenger RNA from Xenia sp. Carnegie-2017, 1463 nucleotides. Its product is annotated as PE-PGRS family protein PE_PGRS16-like. The record is from RefSeq and is a predicted model, not a curated record. NCBI's taxonomy places the organism in Eukaryota, Metazoa, Cnidaria, Anthozoa, Malacalcyonacea, Xeniidae.